CACCUCUCGCGACGUUUCCCGGACGUCGCGCGACCGGCGCCACCCGUUGCUAGGCACUACGCAGAGCAGAGCUCCAGGUUGGCGCCGCCGACGCCGCAAGAUGUCUCAUUUCACAUGUGAGGAUGAAGCUGUCUUGCAAUCCAUGCUUAGACAGUUGCUGCACAGUGUAAAGGAAAAAAUUGCAGGAGCACCAUCGGUAGAAUGUGCAGAAGAGAUUCUUUUACAUUUGGAGGAAACUGAUGAAAAUUUUCACAACUAUGAGUUUGUGAAAUAUCUUCGACAAUACAUAAGUAACACACUAAGCUCUGUGAUUGAAGAUGAAACUGAAAAAUGUACCUCUGCUCAAAAUCAGGGUGAGGUAUCUGGCUAUGACACUCUUGUCCAACAUGUUACCAAGAAGACUCGGGAAUCAAAAGAGUACAGAGAAAUGAUACAUUCUUUGAAGAAUGUUAUGAUGGUAGUGGUGGAAUCUCUGAUUAACAAAUUUGAAGAAGAUCAGAUGCGAAAUAAGGAGAUGCAUAGCAAAACCAAGAAAGAGCAACCUACUGGUUAUUAUACAGACAACUGCUCUGAUAGUGACUCUUCAUUUAAUCAGAGCUAUACUUUCAUGAAUCAAGAGCAGUUACAGCUACUUGUAGAAAGGCUUGACCCUGCUCAGCCUAUUGAGGUGCGUCAGGAAGCAUUGCAGACAUUGUGCUCUGCCCCUCCAUCUGAUAUACUAAAUUCUGAGAGUUGGCCUAAUUUACGGAAACAUCUAACAAUGUCUCUAUCGGAUCCUGAUUCCACGUUCAGUGACAAAAUUUUGAGAUUCUAUGUGAAGGGCUUUUCAUCUUGUCCACUUAGUAUGACAAGGGAAGUCUACACAAGUUUAGCAAAACACUUAGAGUUGUACUUCCUUUCUAGAGAAAAUCAUAUUCAUACUAUUUCAGCUGGUAUAGAUGUAACUAAUCCAGACACAAUUUGUUUACUUAAAAAGGUGCGUCUUUUAAAUGAAUACCAGAGAGAGGCUCCAUCUUUUUGGAUACGCCAUCCAGAAAAGUAUAUGGAGGAAAUAGUGGAGAGUACCUUAUCGCUGUUGUCAAUAAGACAUGAGCAAAACUGCCUUGUCUCUCUAGAGCUUUUGGAUCCAGUAUACUUUCUGGCUAUGCUUGAUAUCAAAGCUGUUUGGUUUAAAAAAUGGAUGCAUGCAUAUUAUAGCAGAACUGUGGUGCUUCGACUCCUUGAAAAGAAAUAUAGACUUCUGAUUAAUGCAGCUGUUCAACAGUGUAUUUAUUACUUUGAAUCAUGGGAGUCAGCAAUUGAUGGAACUUCAAGGGUUAAUGCUUUUGCCCAGCAGUAUAGCAAUAAACAGAAGACUUUCUACACAGGACAAGAAUUACAGUACAUCUAUUUUGUUCAUUCACUGUGCCUCUUAGGAAGAUUGUUGAUAUAUAAACACGGCAGAAAUUUAUUUCCUGUUCAGCUGGAAAACAGAAAAGACUUCAUAUCCGUAACAGACUUGUUGGUAUUGUUUAUUCGACUUAUUUAUUGCUCUCCAAGUUGUCCAAAGACAACUCUGACUGUGCACACAGGUGACUAUUCUCCUGCUGGCCUUGUUACGGAGGUGCUACAAGUUCUGUGUGACCAAACAGAAUGUGCUAGAGAAUGUUUAUAUACUAGUGAAGUGAUAGAUGCCCUACUUCAUCCUAUUCAUAAUGUACUUGAUGAAACAGAGAUCAAACAGAUGUAUAUAAGUUGCCCUGAGACCACAUUAAUGCACAUAGCUGACAUUUUAGCAAGGAUUGCAAAUGUAGAAGACGGUCUUUCUUUUCUUCUUUAUGGAGGAAAAGCAAAUUCUACCAAACAGGAUAGCCUUGCAGCAGUUCAUACAAUUGUUCAGUUUACAAAGGAACUUCUUGAUGACAACAUUUCUCUCUUUUCUGGAUCUGACCUGUUACCAGUCCUUAAAGGAGCUUUCAUUUUUGUAUGCCGUCAGAUGUACAGUACCUGUGAAGGUCUGCAGGUACUGAUUCCUUAUGGUUUGCAUGAAUCCAUUGCUGAGGCUUGGAAAAAGACAAGUUUGCUUGCAGAAAGAAUUCCAACUCCUGUAGCUAGUGCAGAUUCCUUUUCCUCAGUAAAUCAAGAGUCUCAGAAUAUUAUGGUAUGGGAAGAAACUUUGUUAGAUGAUUUGCUAAACUUUGCAUCUACUCCGAAAGGACUACUUCUGCUGCAGAAAACAGGCACCAUAAAUGAAUGUGCAAGCUUUAUGUUCAGCAGAUUGUCAAAAAAAUUCCAGGUGAAUGGAUGUGAACAAUUUGGUUAUGGAGUGAUUGUUACACAAAUGGCAGCAACAUCUCCAGGUGCGGUAGCUCUGGAGAGCUCAGGAUAUAUAAAAGCACUUUUAACAGAAUUGUGGGCUGUUCUGGAAUGUGGAAGGGAUGAUGUUAGGAUAACUCGUCCAAAAUCUACUCCAGUAGAUCCCAUUGACCGGAGCUGCCAAAAGUCUUUUCUAGCUCUGGUAAACUUGCUAUCCUAUCCUGCUAUUUAUAAGCUCAUAGGUAACCAGGAUAUACCAAAUAAACCUGAAUAUUCUCUCCGAGAAAUUCCUACAAGUAUUAUAGAUAUCAUUGACAGACUUAUAAUUUUGAAUUCAGAAGCUAAAAUUCACUCUUUAUUCAAUUAUGAACAGUCUCAUAUCUUUGGUCUAAGGUUGUUAAGUGUGCUGUGCUGUGAUCUAGAUACACUUCUGCUUUUAGAGUCCCAAUAUAAAGUGUCACAAAUUCUACUGAAUGCUCAGAAGGAGAAUGUCGUAGAAACUUCUGAUGGACCUGGAGAUUUUAUAAUUGAUGGUCUUUCUGUAGAGAGAAACCAUGUUCUCAUUAGGAUGAAUCUCAUUGGAGGACCACUGGAACGGAUUUUACCUCCAAGAAUACUAGAUAAGGGUAGUGAUCCAUAUCCCUGGCCAAUGUUUUCAUCAUUUCCUUUGCCAAGAUGCUAUCUUAAAGAAAUUCCUAAGAAAACUGAUGUCAGACAAGAUAGUAAUCUCAACAAGUUGUUGUCAUCUUUAAAAAAUCCAGAUAAGCAGACAGGAUGGACAGAGAAUUGUAGAAGACAGUUUUGCAAAAUUAUGAAAUCCAAACCUGAUCUCAUCAGUGGAACCAUUUUGGCAGAAUUAAUUGAAAAGUUUGUGUUGCAUCUUUCUGAAAGCCCAUCAGAAUGUUACUUCAGCUCUGGAGUCAAUAAAGCUGCUGAUGCAAAUGUGAACAAUGAAAGCCUUUUAUCUGUGCAACAGCUUGGCAUUAAAAUGACAGUCAGGUAUGGAAAAUAUUUAAAUUUAUUGAAAGACAACGCAGAAAAUGAUCUAUGUUUGGUGUUAAAGCAUGCUGAGAAAUUUCUAAAGGAGCAGAAAACAACUAUAAAUUCCUCACUUCGCUGUCUGCAGGGACAUUAUGCUGGCCAUGACUGGUUUGCAUCAUCUGUAUUCCUCAUAAUGUUAGGAGACAGAGAAAAAACAUUAACAUUUCUUCAGCAGUUCUCCCAUCUUCUCAUCUCAGCAUUUCUCUGGCUGCCAAGACUACAUAUGUCUAUACACCUAGCUAUUGAUACAGCAGAAUCUGGAAUCCAUCCAGUUUAUUUUUGCAGUGCUCACUACAUUGAGAUGUUGCUGAAGGCCGAGUUGCCGCUUGUCUUUUCAGCUUUCCACAUGUCUGGUUUCACUCCAUCACAGAUUUGUCAGCAAUGGCUAACUCAGUGCUUCUGGAAUUACAUGGACUGGAGUGAGAUCUGUCAUUAUAUUGCCACAUGUAUUUUUCUGGGUCCUGAUUAUCAGAUAUAUAUGUGUAUAUCUGUGUUCAGACAUCUACAGCAAGAUAUUCUGCAGCACACCCAGACACAAGAUCUCCAGGUUUUUCUCAAAGAAGAACCACUCCAUGGAUUUCGAGUGGCUGAUUACUUAAAGUACAUGGAAAGUUUGGAGCCAAUCUACAGGCCAGUUCUCCUGGGAGAGAUGAGAAGCAUUAAAGUACAUAGCACAUAAAUCAAGUGAACAAGUGUUUUAUUCUCAAGUUUUAGUUAUGUUUUAAACAGAUGCUGAUUGUUUUAUAUCAGUCUACAUAAAAAUUCAUGCUUUGUAAUUGUGCAUACUGUAAAAUCAAUAAUGGGGUUUUUCAGAAUAUAGGGUUUUUUUUAUAAAUGGACAUCCUCCAGAUAAGAUGGCCUAAAAAUAACGUAUUUUUCCAGCCAGGCUAUAUAUUCAGCCUUGUUUUCAUUUUGCAGAAGAUUGCUUCAGAGUCUGCUCUCAGAUUGUUUAGGAGCCUUAAUUGUGUUAUCUGGAAACUGUUCUCAAACAUUUAAUUUUGGUCACCUCCUAUUUCCACCAUCCUACUUUUAAAACUUUUAAAUUCUGAACAGGUCUGGCACUAAACAGUGGAACUGAGAGUAAUCACUUGAGUGGCUUGUAUUUAUGUGAAUGAGCAAAGGCAGAGCAGCUUUCUGAUAUGCAGCUGAUCUGACCUUGCAGUUAAAACGAAAAGGAGAAAAAGGUAUGUGCAGUGCAGGUCAAUGCCCCGUAUCACUUGCAGAAUAAAGGACUGAUACUCUUAACAGCCAUAUUGAUUUUUAAAAUCCCUCUAAAGCAGAAAUGUAUAUUUUAUAACUGUACAUGUAAUGUAUAGUCUCAGAAUGCCUAAAUGAACAAACAGCUACUAUGUUAUAUAUUGAUCAGGACAGUUAUUGUAUUAACUGGUUUGAUUCAUAUGUAUUACCAUUCUAUAAAAUAUUUUGCCAGUAAAAAGAAAGAUAGUUUUGAGGUAAAAAGUUGAAUCAAUGCUGAAUACCUCUUCACCUGAACUGGAGUCAGCUACAGGAAGUCUACCAAAGGGGUUGUAUUUGACACUAAGUUUUGAAAUUAUUGAUACAUAUAUGUUUUUAUACAUCAAUUGAUUACAAAAUACUGAAAUGUGCAUUUCAGUGCAUAUGAGCCUUGUUUUCCAACAAAAAAGUUUAAAAAUGGACAUAUCCAAACCAUUUGGUUAUUUAGCAUUUAUAGAAAAUGAAAGCCAAAAUAUAUUUUGAAAACAAAUAUUUAUAGAUAUUUUCUGAUUCUGAUUCUGUUUGUUGAUGACCUCAAACAGUUAAAUUCUUGACCUAAAAACUGUGGUUUAUAGGACUAAUUUUAUUACUGUAUUCCCUAUGAUGCUGCUAUAACACUAUAUAAAUCUAUAAAGAAAAUUCAGCAAGUACACUUGGUACACUGUACUCUACCCUAACUGCUAUGAUCUUAACAAAGGCCCCCUAAAGAUGGCUCAGAAGGCACACAGUCUACUUUCAAAAUGCAUUUUCCAAACUUGUUUCCCAAUAAAAAUAAGUUUGUUUCAAUUUCUCUCUGUUAUAUUGGUGAAUUACUGCAUUUGGUGCAAAGAACCUUGUUAUACUUUAUUACUUUUAAAAAAAAUUGCAGCACAAUAAUUGAAAAAAACAGGAAAAAAGACAAUAGUUUUAAAUUGCUUUUUGCCUUUCUUGAUUGGAAUCCGAGGAAAGAUGAAACAGAUAAAUAUUUAUACUUCGGAACACUGAAUCCAGCCUGUGCUCUGUGACCAAGUUUUAUCUCAUUAAAAGUCAUUUGACUACAUACACAAUUAUUUGGUUGAUAACAAUGUUAAACUAUGCUAAUUCUUGCUAGUCUGUAUGAUCUUAAUUUUGUAUCGUAUUAUAUAUACUCCAGAUCUUUUGACUCAAAAACAGAUGUGAUUGGGGUUUUUUUGUUUUCCUUGAUUUUUAAAAUUGAAGUACUUUGUACUUUAAAUAACCUCAUAAAUAUUACUGAAGCUGUAUGAGUGAUCAUAUACAAAUCGUCCAUUAUGAGCUGCUACCAAUUUAAAAUAUCUCAACCUUGAAGACCAAAGGUUACUUGACAAGGGUUAUUUUGCAUGGAAUUGUAAAGCAAGGAAAUAUUCCCAGUCUGUCCCAGUUGCUCACAUCCAGGAUGCUGCCCAGCCACUGCAAGUAUCAGAAGAAAAAGAGCAUCGCUCAGCUGUUCCAGAGUUUGGAGGAAUUUGUAUAGACUGUCUAGCAACAGUCAGUGCUCCAGUGUUCUGGAAAUAGACUACUUACAUGUCUGUACAGCAAAAUGAAGGUGUGAUUGUAUUUUGGGUAGGGGCACGCGUGCUAUCUUUAAUGUAGCUAGCCUGGAUAACUAUUGAAGUGAAAACCUAGACACAGCAGAGAGACACUUUCAAAGGGUUAGCAACCAGAGUAGAUGCCCUCCAAGAACUCGAUUUGUGUAUUCUGCUCAAGUCUGUGUUUUUGCAUUUUAGCUGCUACUUAUCCAUGAUAUCUAGAUUAUAAAUAGAAUGGAUACAACUAGCCAAGCUAUAAUCAACCCGUUAUUUUGCAGCACAGACCCGCUCCACGUAGGUUACAUCCAUAGUUUGCCUGAGGUUAGUGUCUCUUGUUUCUGUUCCACCUCAUCUUCUUCAUUGAAAAAGACUGAAUUCAGUUAAGUUUUAGCCCAGUGUGCUACAAGAGAAAUGGUUCUAAUUCUGUGCUUUUACUAGUAUACAUAUCUGCAAUGCACACCAAUUAGUAUUCACCAAUUUUUAAUAAAUAGUGAUAUCUAAGAAUAACUUCCAUUUGUACUUAAAACAAGACGUGAUUCCAAUUGGUAAAGGUUGACUUGUCAAAGACUAGGAAAUGAAUAAAUGUUUAUAAAAGAUGAACACUGAGUAGAUUUCUUUUUACUUUAUACAUUUGCAGGCAGAGACAAACAAUAAACUGACACUUUACAUUUCUAAAUUUAAUUUUAAACUCCAGAUUCAAUAUUUUGCAUUUUGUUCCAGUUUUCCUUCCUCCACCAAACUACUUGUUAAAUUGUAAGUAGUGAUAUACUUUCUUUCUUAAACUUACUAGCCUUGCAAAAUUGUUCCCACCUUUUGCAGAACAAAGGAGGAAGGCAUGUGUGAUCUCUGCCACAGUCGUUUAUGUAUACAUUGUAACUCCAAGCAUUUGUAUGCAUGUUCUUUUUCAUUAAAAAUAACUUGAGACGAUCAGGAGUCA
Molecule: messenger RNA, 7032 nt
Organism: Alligator mississippiensis (American alligator)
Lineage: Eukaryota; Metazoa; Chordata; Crocodylia; Alligatoridae
Gene: TBC1D32
Product: TBC1 domain family member 32
Exons: 34
Coding region: 101-4015 (1304 amino acids)
Biological process (GO): non-motile cilium assembly
Source: RefSeq, a predicted model, not a curated record